AUCAGGUUGAAAAAAUGGCGGUGCUAAAAGCAACAAAACUUCUUAUCGUACUARCUUUGACUUUGCCUUGUGUUUCUACUGUUGAUCUUAAGCAAUCCAAMAAAGAUCGAGUCCCAGUAUGCAAAGCGUAUGCACCUCCAAAGAAUGGCGCUAGUAGAUGUUUUGAGUGGCAGGGAACUCUUCAGUGYACUAUAGCAUGCAACAGUAAAUACGACUUCGUAUUCAAUCCCGCUCAAAUUUACAUGUGUCACAAUGGAAAAUGGACAAYUUAUGGUAAUCCCAUGAUACCCUUCGUUGACAAACUGCCCUGGCCCGACUGCUCUUCGCGUGCCAACCCAAGUUUUGUUAAAAUGUCAAUGAAUCCUUUCUACUUCUACGACGGAGACUGCAAUGAUCCAAAUGUUCAAAUGAAAUUAAAGCAAGGUUUCAUGCAACAGCUAACUCCCCCAAACUCACCUCCAUUUUUUUGUUUAUUUAAUCCGCAAUGUAACGCACAAAACGUGAAGAUCCACUACGGCGUAUAAAUGAACGCCUCUGCGAGAAAAAAACGACGAUCAACAACUAAGACCGUAUAAUGAUCGCUUAAAAACCAGAUAAACGUGAUGGCUAGUAACAGAUCAUCUAAAGGAACUAAUAAGGAAAAUACUUAAAAUCUUGGGGAAAGGGAGAUAGCUAGCUUAAAAACUGAAAAUUACAUUUGCCAGUUCCAUUACCGCGAGUCAAACCGGAACAGGUAACGCCAGCGUGGCAAAGUAUUCACGAAUACAAAGCUGAACAUAAGCCAUUAAAUCGAGUUUCUGGAAUCCUUAACAUAAAUUUGUGUCAUAUAAUCUUUUCAUGUCUGCAUCACUAAAAAAUAACGAUAUCUUCUUCGAAAAAAACACAUUAAUAUAUGUCAAUAGGUAGACUAACUGAUUCCGUAAGUCGAUCCMAGUUCGCUCUCUGUCAGAGUUUUUGUCGCUCACAGGUUUGUUGCGCGACAAACCGAAAAACCGAGGAGCGAAAACUACGACUUAUGUAAUCAGUCUGAAAAAUAGAAAAACGCGGACCAAUUUUUCAAAAACGCGGUACAAUUCUAAAAGUUACAAUGUGGCCCUGUUCUAAAGUACAAUGUGGCCCUGUACAAUGUAUGAGUAGAAGUUCGGUACUUAAAAUAUUCAAAGUGUUGUAAGAGAUCUUCUUAUUGA
Exaiptasia diaphana is the source of this 1187-nucleotide messenger RNA. RefSeq lists its product as uncharacterized. The record is from RefSeq and is a predicted model, not a curated record. NCBI's taxonomy places the organism in Eukaryota, Metazoa, Cnidaria, Anthozoa, Actiniaria, Aiptasiidae. The transcript is spliced from 3 exons. The coding region runs from base 15 to 524 and encodes 169 amino acids.